GAAGCAUUGUAUAGCGAUCCACUAAGUGAUUGUUGUCUCAGUGGUGAUUUUAAUAUUUUGCAAUUUCUGGAAGAAAACGACGCGACAGUCGAUAGCACGUUGGAGUCGAUUCGGCAAUCUGCCCAAAAUAAUCAACACUGCAACGUUAUAGCAGCCGGUAUGAUGUAUCAGAACCCAGCGAGGUUGCCGGAUAGUCCACCAAUCACGGACAUUAGCGGAGCAGGAUCUUCUGGAUCUCCAAGUUCUACAGUUGAGUCACCGUAUUCACCUCCUGAAACUUACCAAAAUUACCAAAUGGUACACAGUAAUCAGAAUGGCAGCAGUGGUCUUAUACUGGGUGUCCAUCCUGAAAUUCCUGGACAUAUGUUAAUUCCUCAGGAGAUGCUACAUCAAAAUAAUGCUAAUAGUAAUAACAAUAAUGGUAACAGUAAUAAUAGUAAUCGAGUUCUUCAACAUACAUUACCUUCACCUCAGCCCGAUUAUAUUGGUUCUUAUCAGCCUCAGUCUUCUCAAGCUACAGCUAUUUCUCAGGUCUCUCCUCCGUCAGUUAAUAUACGUCAGGUUGCGAACAGUUAUAUCGUGCAAAACAAUGGUUACCAUCAUGUCGAUCCAUAUAGCAAUAUUAUCAAUUCAACAACUAAUGAUGCAAAUCUUGGUCCACAAACAAGUGAUCAACCAUUCAGUCGAAAACGUUUACGUACCGAUCCUUCACCACAUCCACCAACACCACAUAUCAAAAAUGAGCCACAAAAAAUAUAUACUCUUCCGAAUCAGCUCACUGUGGUUCCUUCUCCGGUAACAACAGAUGAUUUUGAAGAUGCAUUUCAUCAGCAAGCCAUAAAGUUUAGUCGCUUUAACGAAGAUCAUUGGGCUACAUUGUAUGAUAUAAAUCAAAGACCUCUACAUCAAUUAGAAAUGCAUGUUGUUGCAGAUAAAGGAUUCAAUUAUAGCACUAUGGAUAACUGCUUCGUAAAUCAGAAGAAAAAUCAUUUCCAGAUAUCAGUACAUAUCGAGGCGAUUGAUAAUCAUCCUCCAAAUUAUGUCAAAAUUGGGAAUGAGCUGAGAGUUAUCAGUGAAUUUAAAUUGGCAUUUUGUGGUGUUAAAAGUGAAAUGCCUUCAUCAGAAAUUCAAAUAAAACAAUCAACCACUGAUCGACGGCCUGUACCACAUGAUCCUGUUUCACUUGAAAUUCAUGAAAGACGCAUGACGAAGGUUACUGUACCUCGGCUACAUUUUUCUGAAACUACGAUGAAUAAUCAACGAAAGAAUGGUCGGCCAAAUCCUGAUCAGAAAUUCUUUCUUCUUGUGGUUCGCCUUAUUGCAUGUUCGACAGAUGGGCAUGAAGCCAUUGUGCAGGCCUAUCAAUCUGAGAAAGUUAUCGUUCGAGCUUCAAAUCCAGGCCAAUUUGAGCCUCCAGAUUCUGAUGCAACAUGGCAGAAAAAUGGAUCAACACUUUAUUAUAACAAUGGAUCCGUAGCAAUAGGAACUGAUCGAGCUUUGGCUCCACUUACCGUCGGCGGGGAUAUUUACUGUUCAGGUGUUGUUCAUAGGCCUUCUGAUCGACGAAUAAAAGAGGCAAUUCACGAGGUCGAUACGAAAGACGCUAUGUCACGUCUAUCGCAAAUUCGUGUUGUAGGUUAUUCAUAUAAACCCGAAAUCGCGGUUCAGUGGGGUUUAUCAGAAGAAAAUCGUCAUCGUGUUGGUGUAAUUGCUCAAGAAUUAGCAGAGAUUCUUCCUGAUGCAGUUACAGAUAAUGGUGAUUUCUUGCAGGUUGAUGAUUCUCGAAUAUUUUACGAAACAGUUGCUGCUGCAACUGAACUUUGCCGUUUAACUGGUAAUUUAGAACAUAAAAUAGAAGCUGUUGAAAAAUUAUCUCAUAAACUAGCUAAGCUUCAUCGUCGAAAGUUCAAAGAUGUUGGCAGUCUUGCAAGUGGUCUUAGUGAAUUCGGCAUUGGAGAUAAGAGUUUUAUGUCAUCACGCACUUCUCUUGAAUCAUCUGCGCCUUCUUGUAUUUCUCGUGAUAAAAAGUGCUAUAGGAGUGAUCGGGAAAGAUCUGGUCAAAGAAAUCUACACUGUAAAAAUCCUGCAUGUCAGCAAUAUGAUUCAUUUUUGUGCAAUUCGAAAUUUACUCAUGCUACCAUUUUAUCACUCGUCGUUGUCAUGGCUGUUUGUUUAAUUGCAAUGUCUACAUUAUAUGUACUUGACUGGCAUCAUCGAACAUUUGGUUAUAUGAAUAAUUUUCAAUUAACUAGUGAAACACCACAACCGGAGCAAAAAAUUGGUAAUAUUGUGCAAGUUAAUCAUGGACACUGGAUUCCACCUAUACAGCCUAAUGCGCCACCGAUUACUGUCAAUUGUGAUCUUUCUUCUUGUCAUACGUACUGUUGUACUGACGCUGAUGAAUUUUAUGCUGCAAAUGAAUAUCAUAAGGGGAUCGUUAACACGAAUUUCAAUUUGCCCAUAUAUCAAUCUGGCCUUAUACCUCGUUUACCGAUCAAAACGAUGCCUACGGCUAUACAGUCUCCUCUAGCGUCUGGUGUUAAUAUCGAAGUCUUAACUGUUAAUAAUUUUACAAUUGAUGAGCGGUACUGCAUAGAAGAUAGCUGCAAACCGCGUCGAGGCCUCUAUACUUUGUAUGUUCCUGUAUCUCCACUUAUGCCUACUGUUCCACUAGAGAUAAAAAUAAACACUGCGGACGACAAAAGUUACGUGGACAGCUGUGGGACUCUUAGAGAUUUCGCGCAUAAAGCUUGCACCUUGUACCACCAUUCAACAAGAUUUGAUCCAAACAAAAUAUCAAAUUCGAGAAAAAUAACGGACGAUAUUUUUGAGAUAUCGGUAGGUGAUUUUAUGCAAAGUGCAUAUCGCUUUCGUAUCGGUUAUAGUACAGAAUCAUGUAGUAUGAGUGAAUCGCAACGAGGAAGAAGUUUUGAUGAAUAUAACAUUGUAUUUUAUCGUCAGUGUCAAAAGUCGGAGUAA
Messenger RNA from Dracunculus medinensis (Guinea worm), 2979 nucleotides. NCBI's taxonomy places the organism in Eukaryota, Metazoa, Nematoda, Chromadorea, Rhabditida, Dracunculidae. The record is from the annotation of a GenBank genome assembly.